UGUGGCUGUGUUAUCUAGUGGGAAUCUCUAGCUGGCUAGUUAUCUACCCUCUGGCGUUCCGCAAUAUUGGAGAAAAAGUUGAUUGAUAAUCCAAGUACUAGUUUGAAAAAUAUGCACUGGGCAUCAAAAUGAUCUCCCGAAUAGUUUUAAAAGAUGUGGUUCAGAGGUUCAAGAGUUUUACUCCUGAGUUACGGCUGGGAUUGUUUCUGUCAUAGUAUAAUUUGUUUACUGUCACUAACGUUACAUAUUUCGGUUUAUCAGAGGAUGUCUUCAGUCUUGGAACGACAGUUUUUGGCAAUGGUCAUGUGCACAAGCUCAAUAAGGUUCCGGAGUGGCGCAGCGGUCUGAGGCACUGCAUCUUAGUGCAAAAGAGGCGUCACUACAGACCCUGUUUCGAAUCCAGGUUGUAUCACAUCCGGCUGUGAUUCGGAGUCCCAUAGGGCAGUGCACAAUUGGGCCUGCAUCGCCAGGGUAGGCCGUCAUUGUAAAUAAGAAUUUGUUCUUAACUGACUUGUCUAGUUAAAUGAAAAAUAUAGAAUGACAUACUCCUUCCACCACAAGACAGUGAGCCAGCUACUCCUCAGUAAUGGGGUUCUGGGGUGACAUUGAGAAGAGUGUGGGCACCACUGUUUGGUUUCUGCUUCUCUCUAUCAGCACAGGGGUGUUAUACUGGGUCUGCUACUGUUUGGUGCAUCUGCCCAGAACCAGAUGGAGGGGUUCAUGCCAGUAUCCCUCUCCCUUAUGUAUAUGGCCACAGUGCACUCCCGUAUGGUUAAGGGCUUUCUUUUCGGGGUCACUGUACCCAUGUUAGCCCUGCCCUGGCUGUUUCUGUUCAUCACAACACUUUUGGUCCCACACACUGUCUUCCUUUGCAAUGUCAUGGCCAUCAUCGCAGGGGGGAUCUACGGAAAGGGCUGGCUCUCACUUCUGGACAUGUCCGAUGCCAGGGCAUCAGUGCUGGACAAGAAGAUGCCUUUCAGGCGGCUGAGGAACAUUGAUGUCCUGUAUGUCCCUGCAUCAAUAGAGGCGAGAAGGAAGACAGUCCACCCACCAAUCAUUCCAACCCCAGGCUCCUACCCAGUCCAAGCCUACGCUCCAGUGUCUUCUACCUCCAACCUACAGGCUACCGAGACCACACCAAAGACAUUUGAAGGCUGGGCCCACUCCUACUAUACACAGGGGAGCCCUGUUCAGGUCUCAGGUUAUUACGGACACAACCAUGGAUAUGGCCUCAAGCUUUGGGCCAAGUUACGGACAUGGUCACAAACAUGGACACAGCUGCAGCCACAGCCAAGGUCAUGGACAUAGUCACGAACACAGCUUUGGCCAUGGACUCAGUCAUGGACAUGCAUCUGCCUCUCAAACCAGCAGUCACUGGGCUCCAGUGGCUCAACAUCCACAUUCUCAACAUUCCCACCUCAGUCCAUUGUCUGUGUCUGUCAGUGCCCCAGGGGCGGAAAUC
Molecule: messenger RNA, 1462 nt
Organism: Salmo salar (Atlantic salmon)
Lineage: Eukaryota; Metazoa; Chordata; Actinopteri; Salmoniformes; Salmonidae
Source: RefSeq, a predicted model, not a curated record